AUGCGUACUACAAAGGAGAAAGGGUCAUGGCCAGCAUUGCCUUUGAACAGAGAAUACACUCUCCCACAUGAAAUCUUAGCAGCUCAUUAUGGAGAGGAAGAUGAAGAUGUCCCAUCAAAAUUGGCUAAAGUGGAGGUCCCAAGUUCACAACUUGGUGGUGGUGCAGUACCUAGGACUUUAGGAAUUGGAGUUCCUCCUCAACCAGCGUUAGGUGUAAUGCCACGAGUUUACAAUCCUGCAUUAGCAGUGCCUCCUGCUGGUUGGUUAGUUCUUGCUCGCCCCCAGCCUUGGUACUCUCAGCACCCAGCAGUCUCUAUUCCUCUUGCUCCAUUGGGGAUGACACGACAACCUUUGUUUCCAAUACAACCUGUCAAGCCUCCUCUUCCAUUCCACUCGUCUUCAUACCCGAUUUCCUCAUUUCCUUUCCCCAUCACCUUUUCUCUCUCUAUCAUCAAGCCCACCAUGCCCACCUUUAUACCCACUGAACCCGUGUUUCUUUCAUCACCCGUGCCUCUCCAUCAAAUCCAAACACCCUCACAUGCACCCCUCGUGCCUAUCAUGCUUGUUCCUCACCCAUACUAA
This is a messenger RNA of Vitis riparia (riverbank grape), 582 nucleotides long. RefSeq names its product protein SUPPRESSOR OF FRI 4-like. The record is from RefSeq and is a predicted model, not a curated record. Bases 1 to 582 code for a protein of 193 amino acids. Gene Ontology annotation, cellular component: nucleus. NCBI's taxonomy places the organism in Eukaryota, Viridiplantae, Streptophyta, Magnoliopsida, Vitales, Vitaceae. The transcript is spliced from 2 exons.